This is a messenger RNA of Dunckerocampus dactyliophorus (ringed pipefish), 5142 nucleotides long. RefSeq names its product claudin 2 (gene cldn2). Gene Ontology annotation, cellular component: plasma membrane; bicellular tight junction. Gene Ontology annotation, biological process: bicellular tight junction assembly; cell adhesion. The transcript has 2 exons. NCBI's taxonomy places the organism in Eukaryota, Metazoa, Chordata, Actinopteri, Syngnathiformes, Syngnathidae. The record is from RefSeq and is a predicted model, not a curated record. Gene Ontology annotation, molecular function: structural molecule activity. Bases 729 to 1547 code for a protein of 272 amino acids.
CAUUUAGUUGGACUUUUGACUUUGGCUAAGGUGUAAGCUCUUGUAUUGGAUGCCCUUCUUUCUAUGAAGUUUGUUGAUGUUUUAGUGCUUUUUUUCCCUCUCUGUGCCGCCUGAGUAACAAGCAGCGUGAGCGGAUAAUGUCCCUCUGUGGUUUUUACAAUAAAGACCUCUGUGUUUUGUUGGGGGUUUUUUCUGCAAUGUGUGGACGUUGGCCCUCAUCAGGCAGGCUGCUUCUCACAGGAAGUGGCUGGAUUACGCAGCUUUAAUCCCAUUAGGAUGCCAUGUGAGGCCAGGGGAAUACAAAGAAUGGAAAAGCACAAUCUCAGGUGGAACGUACACCCAUUUUGUUUUCUUUCUCAAUGGCGUGUCAAAGGUCACUUUGUUUUUUUUUUGAGGCAGCCAAAGAGAGAAUGAUUAACUGGACUGUCAAGCAGGGAGUGUGUGUCUUUGACAGGCGGUGACGGCCCGGAUGGCGGUGAGCAUCUGACCAUGACACGGAUGAUGUGCAAGAACACAGGACGCGACAAGGGUCUAUCAAAUAUGUUGUUUCUUUGUUUUUGCAAUGCAACCUGCUGCUGAUGGGACUUUCGGCAGGCAAACAUGUUAAAGUCUUCAGGAAACUGAGACAGAAGCAGGAUCAACAUCAUCAGAAACAGUAGUUGUCUUCAUCUCAUCAGCAGCAGCAGUGAGGAAGCAAAGCAACGUGAAUAAUAACACACAAGUUCGCCAUGGCGUCGGCAGCUCUCGAGCUAAUGGGCUUCUUCCUGGGCCUGGUGGGGAUGCUGGGCACCCUUGUGGCCACGGUGCUCCCCUACUGGCAGAUUUCUGCACACAUCGGUUCCAACAUCGUGACGGCAGUGGCCAGCAUGAAGGGCCUGUGGAUGGAAUGCGUCUACCAGAGCACGGGGGCCUUCCAGUGCGAGACCUACAACUCCAUCUUGGCGCUGACGGCCGACCUGCAGGCGUCGCGCGCCCUCAUGGUCAUCUCCUUGGUGCUGUCUAUGCUGGGGGUCGUCAUCUCAACUUUGGGGAUGCAGUGCACCGUCUGCCUUGAGGACUCGGGGGCGGCAAAGAGUCGAGUGGCGGGGGCCGGGGGGUGCCUCUUCCUCAUCGCGGGCUUCCUGGCACUCAUCCCCCUGUCAUGGACCACACAUGAGGUGAUCCAGACCUUCUACAGUCCAACCAUGCCCACCAGUAUGAAGUUUGAGCUGGGUGAGAGCCUCUACCUGGGACUGGCCUCGGCGCUGCUCUCCAUGCUAGGGGGCGGCAUGCUGAGCACCUCCUGCUGCGAGGAGCAGGAGAGUGGCCGCAGGAGGAGGGGCGGUGGCUACCCUUACCCCGUUGGGGGCGGCGCCACGCUGGCCACUGGAAUGCACAACAACUCGCAAGCCUCCCGGAAUCCCACUCUGCAGAUGGGGGGCCUGAGUGCAGCCAGUAGGGCCCAGGCGCUAGUCCGAAGUGGCAGCGGAAGCUCGCACAGUGCUCGUGGAGCUCACAUGGCCAAGAAACCCACAGCUGCAGGGUAUGAUGUCACAGGAUACGUUUGAGAACAUCAGGAAAUUUGUCUUCUUGGCUAGGGCUGCACCCCAACCCCACCCAAAAGUGACUAUUUGAAAAAUUUGAUUGAAAAAUUUUGAGGCUGUAUGCUUUGUGUAAUAAAUACAUUUUGGCCUCUUUGAAGAGCAUUACUAGAGUGUCCCGUUUGACACAUCUACAUUGCGUGGGUGUUCCUGCUUGAGCAAAUGCCCUGUUGUGUAGAUUAUUUCUAGUCUUUUCUAUUUUCUAUUAUUCAAAUCUAUUAUGUUAUCAUUAAUGGCUGGCAGGAGGAGCGAUUGCGUUAUGUGUUGUGCAUGCGCUCGUGUGUGAACAAGAGUACACUUAGGCUUUGACUUUGUAGAUUAUUUUUAGUCCUUUCUAUUUCUAUUGUAAAAGAAGGGAAACGUCACCUCAAAAGUGUGUCAUAUCAAGAUGAAGAUGCUGAUUAGCGUGGUUAUUGCACAGGUGUGCCUUAGGUCUCCAAAGGCUAAGUGUUAGAGAAUUUGCCAGUACUUCCAGCUGGCCUCACAAACGCAGACCACAUGUGACAACACCAGCCCAGGACCUCCACAUCCAAGAUGGUCUGAGACCAACGACCCGGACAGCUGUUGCAACAAUCGCUUUGCAUAGCCAAAGAAGUUCUGCACCAUCUGUCAGAAGGCGUUUCAGGGAAGGUCAUCCGUUUGUGCUCAUCAUCUUCAUUCGGGGUCUCCACCUGACUGCAGGUCGUCCUAACAACUUUAGUGAGCACAUUCAAUCGCAUCUGGCGCUUUGGACAGUUGUUGUCUUCACAGAUGAAUCCUGGUUUUCACCGUUACAGGGCACAUGACAGACAGCGUGUGUGGUGUCAUGAAGAUCAGUGAUCCCCAACCCCCGGGCCGCGGCCCGGUACCGGGCUGUGGAUCAUUUGGUACCGGGCCGCACAGAAGGAAAAAACAAUUUUCAUUAUUUCAUUUUUUGUUUUAUUUUGAAAAGUGUCCGGAUUCUCUCUGUUACAUCCGUCUCACUUGACACAUGUCCAUUGUGCGUGUGCUAACUUUCUCUCAUGCCGCACAGAUAGACUACUACUGUAUUUUUACCAUUUUUCUUUCACCUCAUAUUUGGUGUCAAAUGCUGAUACUAUGUGGGAAUGCAUAAAGGUAAGUUUUGAUGACUUAUUGAGUGCUAAUGUGCACAUUUGUCUCAAGUUAAUUCAUGCUAGCGAUGUAAUAAUCUCUCUGGAAAAACUUGGCUGGGACUUGAACUGGUGGAUGGUGGGUCAGCAUUCAUUUUGUGCUUUUAAUUUGAUGUUAUUCAUGUCUUAGUUUUACACAAUACAUAAUAAAUACAUAAUAAAUAAGAUAAGUUUGAUCGCUACAAUGUACGAACCCACACCCCCACCCCCGGUGCGCGGGAGAUUUGUCGGAACACAAGCCGGUCCGUGGGUCAAAAAAGGUUGGGGACCACUGAUGUAGAUGACUGGUUUGCUGGUAUCAGUGUCGUGGAUGGAGUGGUCCAUGGAGGGGGUGGGGUGACGGCAUGAGCACGGGUAUGUUAUGGAUAUGGAAUGUUAAGCAUCCCAGGAUGUGCACGGCCAGCAUACACACCAUACAUGUUACCCAUUGAGCAGGCUGGGGAUGAUGUGGAUCGUGUAUACAGUACAUGAGGGAAAUGGCACCCCCCCGUCCCAUCCUGUGGUCAGCAUCAAAUCAUGCUGUCUAUCAGCAUCUUCAUAUUCCACACCUGUGAGUUGGAUGACUUAGGAAUGCUCACUAAGACAGAUUUGAGAGAGACAGGCCUUCUGUGGUGCGUAAAAGUUUUACAUCCUGACUUAGCCCACGAAAAAUGGGAGCAAAACCCACAGUGAUGCGUUUACAUUUUUGUUGAGUGUACACCUGUAUGUUGUGUGUGCGUGCAGGUGCUCGUGUGUUAGUGAGUGCUCUGUGGGCUUUGUCCCUGUGUAUUGUUUCAAGUCUUUCUAUGACGCAAGUUGGUGGUUAUUCUUAAUAACUGACGGGGGGAGUGAUAACAUUGCGUCACCGAUGCCAUGUCUGUUGCGUAUUCACACGUUUGUGCUUGGGCAAACGUACCUGCGCUCAUAUUGACUGCAAGGCUUUGUUCACUUCCUGUACUCCAAAUGUACUCUUUGCCAGUUACAUAACAAUGUGAUAAAGUUGGAGUCACGGUAAAUAAAUUAGUCAUGAUAAAUAAUAAUAAAUAAAUAUAUAACAAUAAGUGAUGAAAAGGUUGACAAAAACAUACUUGGGUAAUGAGUAGAGUACAGAUGAUGUACUCACAAAAAUCAAAUCAAAUAAAAAAAUAUAGAGUUAGUAGUGCCAAUCAAAAACUGGGCAAUGACCUUUUAAAAGGAUAAAAAUCCAAGUUUAAAGAGUAGCGGGUGACAUACAAACCCUUAAAAGGAAGAGACUGCAAAUCCUGAACUGAAGGCAAAUACAAACAGAAGAAAAGCAAACAAAACCCAAUCGACCCGGACAUGUGUUGACUGAACGAGACCGUGUUGGACCGACUAGUAACUACGUGAUAUUCAUCCUACAUUGUAUCAAACUCUGUUAGAGUCAACUCAUGAUCUGGAAUCAUGAACCGUAAACUAAACUCCACAAAUUCCAAGAAGUGAAGUCAAAAGGAGACCAGACGUGAGGAACAACACAAACCUAAAAACAAUGCCAUCUAGUGUACAAAAGAAUAACUACACGACAAGGCGACCUGGUGGGUGUCAAACUAAUACAGUAGUCAGUGGAUCACAGACAUGUUGUUGAUGGGGCAGCUAGUCAGAAGGGAAUUUUAAAGAUGUUUAAUGCGCUACAAUAUGCUUAAAAAUCAUGUUCAGUGUAAAAACACAUAAAUGCCCCACAGGAAAUCAUACUAUCAAACUUUUGAAAAAUGAUUAAAACGCCCUGUGACUUCCUGGACCAUGUUUUGUUUCCCUUUAUUUCCUCGUUACAGGCUCUUAUUUUUAGGCCUGCUGGCACACAUGCCAGAAUUUGUGGACCCCAGAGCAGAGACAAAUAGGAGUGAUGCAAAAUAAAGACAAACACCAUAAUGCUCAACAACUUACAGGGAAUCAGUCGGCUCGGCAGAAAGGAAUAAAGACAACCAAGAAUAACUGCAGCAAAAUGUGGCAGGAGUUGCACAACACUGGCGAGAUUAGGCAACAAUCUGGCAACAAGUCAGUUCCUCAGCAAGGCUUAAGAAGGCCUAAUUGCUCAUUAGCUGCAGGUGUGCUGGUCAGGGCAGGUGGGAGGAGUCCUCUGCAGGACUGCACAGACACAGCAGACCAAAACAGAGUGCAAAUCAUGACACCUAUUUUGCUAUACUUCCUGUAUGUACAAUGACAUGUAUGUCAAUACCUGACAGCCAUGAACAGCAGUUCUGAAAAUUUGUAUGCAGCUUCUAUGCAGUGUAAUAUAAAGAUUUUUUUUACUGUACAAUCUGUUCUUUUAAACCACAAUUGGUAACACAUGCUAGCCAGUGGUGGUGUUUAUGUAUAUAUGUAUAUUUUUAUAUAAUCUUGAGCCAGUCCAUUUAACAAAUACGAGAAUAUUGUGUUACUUCAUAUUCAUGUCCAACUUUGGCCUACGGAACUGUUUGGAAAACAGCAUGGAACAG